Molecule: messenger RNA, 757 nt
Organism: Anopheles arabiensis
Lineage: Eukaryota; Metazoa; Arthropoda; Insecta; Diptera; Culicidae
Product: endocuticle structural glycoprotein SgAbd-2-like
Exons: 2
Coding region: 57-527 (156 amino acids)
Cellular component (GO): chitin-based extracellular matrix
Molecular function (GO): structural constituent of chitin-based larval cuticle
Source: RefSeq, a predicted model, not a curated record
AACCGUCAAGUCAGCUUCACCAAGCAGCAGUUUCAAGCAGCGCCCCCAUUACAACCAUGAAGAUGUUCAUUACCGCCUCGCUGGGAGUGUUGCUGGUGGCAAGCCUGGCCGCCGCCGACCAGUACCAUCAUGCGCCGGAGUACGAUCACGCCCCGGCCAAGCAGAUCCCGAUCGUGCACAGCGAAUCGUACAGCAGCCACGACGGUAGCUACAAGUUUGCGUACGAGUCGGGCAACGGUAUUACCGCGCAGGAGGAAGGCUUCGUGAAGAACGCGGGCAGCAAGGACCAUGAGGUGCAGGUCGCCCACGGUUCGUACUCGUACACCGAUCCCCAUGGUGUCCCGGUGUCGCUGAGCUAUGUGGCCGAUGAGAACGGUUUCCAGGUGCAGGGCUCGCACGUCCCGACGCCGCCCCCAGUCCCGAAGGAGCUGGUCGAUGCGUACGCCAAGGCCGCCAGCCAGCCCCAGAGCCACGACGAGCCGGAAUACGCUCAGCCCGCCCAGCAGCACGGAUACAGUGCCUACUAAGGUGUGACAAGAAAGAGAGAGAAAGAGAGAGAGAGAGGCUAGUGCUGUUGCACCUGGUAAAAGCAGUAGUGGCUAGUGAACAGCAGGACUGUGGAGCUGUUAAUCUCAAUACCAACACUGACUGACUUCGGGGUCAUCGAUAACUCGUGCUCCGAUCGUUUUAUUUUGCUGAUGUGUAACCCAAAACAUAUAGUAUGUGAUAUAUAAAACAAUUUUAAAGAAAAUUUAAA